This is a messenger RNA of Nelumbo nucifera (sacred lotus), 836 nucleotides long. Lineage: Eukaryota; Viridiplantae; Streptophyta; Magnoliopsida; Proteales; Nelumbonaceae. The record is from RefSeq and is a predicted model, not a curated record.
AAAAGUUUUGGUUAACCAAGCAUGAUAAUGAUGGGUGAAGUCGGUUGCCUUGAUGCAUUGACCUUUAUGCCUGGUUCUUCGAUCUUGCUUUGCAAAUUGAAAUCUUCUCAUAAACAAACAGUGAAACAAUCGAAGUUAUUUAGUUCCCUUGAAUACUGAGGGAGGUUUCUGCUAGUCUCUUUGGUAUCCCUGAAGACCAGAAGAUAAGUCAGAUAAAAAUGGUGGAAAUGAGUGCAGAAUUCAUGAGAAUAUCAGGGUACAAUUCCUGUCUCCGCAACUUCCAUUGCUCUCCAGGGCCUCUGCUUCUGUUUUCUAAUCGAUUCAUCACCGUCAGAGGUAGUGUUCAUCAUCAAUUCUCUGCCUCUGAAUUGUUCGGAGAUAUUCGUCUCAGUUCGAAGCAAUCCAGCCCCCCAUCUAUGCAGGAACAAAAGAGGAAGAAACUCUCUGUUGUUGCUAUGUCUACUAGUAAUGAGGAAGACAGGGAAGCACAUAGUAUCUGGGGUCAUAGAAGCAUGCCAAAGUCUGAGAGUGGCAGACAACAUUUAAUGGUGGGUAUCGAUACUCUGAAGUGUUCUUUGGCAGUGCACUUUUGGAUCGCUCUGCCCAAAUCGAAGGAGCUUUAUUGAGUGUUAAGGAACAAUGGCAUGCCCAAUCUGAUUGGACCAGCGUUCUGGCCCCAAAGUUAAGCCUGUGGUGUGCCUGGAAGAUGGUAAAAGAAGGCGAAAAUGUGUCUCCUUUUUUCGUAUCUGAAACUGCUGUCGCAAUGCAAUUUGAACCGUUCAUGUCUGAAGUCUGAGCAUUUCUGUUUUAUCUUUUAGGUUCGAAGUCAACAAUGA